AUGAAAAAUUAAAAACUGAAAUUAAAAGAAAAUGAUGAUUUUGUAUAAAUCUACUUUGAUGCUUUUUCUAAAGCAAUUUCAGAUACAAAAAUUGAGAACUAUUAACCAAAUCAUUAGAAAAUCAAUGAAAAAUUCACUCUUUUCGAAGAUUUAACUAUUAUACUGAAAUUACAUAGUCCUUCCAAAAUUUCUCAAAAAAAGAAUUUCUAGGAAAUAGCCCUGAUUUUAUAAAGAUCUUCUAUGGGUAUAAGAAAUAGAUAUCAAUAGUACUUAUAGCAUCUUAAUUGCCAAGACUUUUUUAAGAUCUACUAAUUUUUAUAGAAACAUGGCAUAGAUGGUUAACUCAAUUUUUAUCUUGAAAACAGGAAUUGUUGGAAAUUGAAGGAUAUUUCAUCUCUUUCAGAGUCUCCAAUAUACUAUUUGAUUGACAGUCCUAUACAGAAAGCCAAAGAAAAUGAGUAACCUUAGAAAUGCAAAUCUAAAUUUAAAAGAUAAAACUAAGAAGACAAACCUAUUGAGCCUUAGGUCUAAAAGAAAAUUAAGUUUUAAUUUUCAGCUAAUUCAAAAUAUGACAAAUCAAGUAAAAAGUAAUGUCCCUUUCAAACUGAAUAAACAAUUUUGAAUACAGAAUAAAAAUAAAGAGCUGAAGAAUUAAAAUAUACUUUGAAAUUAUUGUCGAAUUUGUUGAAUGCAUCCUAUAAAGAUCUUGUUUAAAAAAUGUAUUAAUGUUCAGGUGAUCUUAAUACUCUUUUGAGAGUAUUCUCUAAUAGAUAAGAAGGCUUGCUUUGGACUAAAGAGGCAGAUGAAGCAUUAAAAGCUUAUUUAGAGUAGGAUGACCUUUUAGAAAAAUAAAAACUGAAAGCAAUCUUAAAUGGUGAAGAUUCAAUACGAUAAAGAAAAGAAUGGUUAUUUGAAUGA
Paramecium tetraurelia is the source of this 918-nucleotide messenger RNA. RefSeq lists its product as uncharacterized. NCBI's taxonomy places the organism in Eukaryota, Ciliophora, Oligohymenophorea, Peniculida, Parameciidae. The transcript has 3 exons. The record is from RefSeq and is a predicted model, not a curated record.